UUGUUCUUUCUCUCUUCUUCUUUCUCUGUUCGUCGUGCUGCUGAUGGAAGCGCUUAAUUUUGAGAAAUGGUACUGCUUUCACCUCUCUCUUAAACUCUUAAUUUUUUUUUGAUUUGUGGAUUUGAGUUUUCCUAUGGUUCAAUAUAGGAGUUGAUACUCUGUUUUGCGUUCUAGUGAGGAAUGUGGAGUUAUGAUCUCGAUUGCUCUGUUUGAUAUGCACGAGGGCGGAGAGAAACGAAGUGAAGUGAAGAGAUUCAAGUGCAUUUCGAGGGAGGGGAUUUACUUGCGGAGGCUGGAGUGAUUCAUUUAUGUUGUUGUUGUUGUUGUUGUCUAGGGAGGGGAUUGACCUCCGGAGGCUGGAGUGAUUCCAAGAGCUGUUCGUCACAUUUUCGAAACUCUCGAGUCCCAAAAAGCUGACUACAGUAUGAAAGUCACGUUCUUGGAGCUGUACAACGAAGAAGUCACAGACCUGUUAGCUCAAGAAGACUCUUCAAGAUCUUCUUCUGACGAUAAGCAGAAGAAGCAUGUUUCUCUGAUGGAAGACGGGAAAGGCUGUGUGGUUCUACGCGGUCUCGAGGAAGAAGUUGUGUACAGUGCUAACGAUAUAUACGCUCUUCUCGAACGAGGCUCAUCAAAAAGACGCACGGCGGAUACGUUGUUGAAUAAAAGAAGCAGCCGCUCUCAUUCUGUUUUUACCAUCACGGUGCAUAUUAAGGAAGAGUCUAUGGGAGAUGAGGAGUUGAUCAAAUGUGGGAAGCUUAACCUUGUGGAUCUAGCGGGCUCCGAGAAUAUUUUUCGGUCAGGGUCGAGGGAUGGUAGGGCGAGAGAAGCUGGGGAGAUUAACAAGAGCUUGCUUACGCUGGGGCGUGUGAUCAAUGCGCUUGUGGAACAUUCUUCCCAUAUACCUUACAGGGAUAGUGAGCUGACAAGGCUUUUACAAGACUCUCUAGGAGGGAAGACAAAGACUUGUAUCAUUGCUACAAUCUCACCAUCUGCUCAUUCCUUGGAAGAAACUUUAAGCACUUUGGAUUAUGCCUAUCGUGCCAAGAACAUUAAGAACAAACCUGAGGCAAACCAGAAGUUAACCAAAGCUGUGUUGCUUAAAUACCUUUACUUGGAGCUUGAGAGAACAAAAAAAGAUGUAAGAGCGGCAAGGGAUAGAAAAGCUUUACACACAUUACUUUCUCAUGUAUAUCAUCAGAUGAGCUAGUAGAUUUCCAAUACUGCUUCAACCAUUUUCAGUUACAUCUACAACCAAGCUCACACCAA
Brassica napus (rape) is the source of this 1269-nucleotide messenger RNA. RefSeq names its product kinesin-like protein KIN-5B. Gene Ontology annotation, molecular function: ATP binding; microtubule binding; plus-end-directed microtubule motor activity. The transcript is spliced from 4 exons. Lineage: Eukaryota; Viridiplantae; Streptophyta; Magnoliopsida; Brassicales; Brassicaceae. The record is from RefSeq and is a predicted model, not a curated record. Gene Ontology annotation, biological process: microtubule-based movement. Bases 425 to 1210 code for a protein of 261 amino acids.